AUCCGUCACAAUUACCAUCGAACAAGCUCUAGCAUUUUGUGCUUAGUCAAGCAGCAAAGGUCUUUCUGCACGAAGCAAGCAGGGCAAAUCGACACUCAAAAACAAUCGCGAGGCUGCUUCGCCGUGUGUGUAAACGGUUUCUUGUAGGUCCGUGCAGGUCUUACUGAGCUUCAGGUUCAGUUCUGUAUGAAGUACGCAAAAAAUCGCCCGUGUGCAGCAAACGUGUAGUUCAUCAAAACCCAAUCCACUGCAGGCACGAAUUGAUUUGUGAUUUGCUAUAGAAAAUGUUAAAGUGAUAGUGAUAUUAAAGAUGCGAUCGUAUUAAAAAGCAUUUCAGCAUUAUUUUAUUAGCUGUGUACAGUUGAAUUGCAACAACUGAUGCUGUUUAAGGGAUAAAAGCAUCACUUUUACUUUUACUAGUGGAAUUUAAGCGAAAGCUGCAUGUGAACCGAAGGAUGAAAUUCGGUCCAGUUUCUUUGGAAUACCUUUUCCUUUUCACACACACACACACACACACACACACACACACACACACACACACACACACACACACACACACACACACACGUUACGUGUACACGAAUAACCUGCACUUCAUGAUGAAGUUUAAACGUGAAGGAAAAACUUACGUGGUAGCCUAUUAUUGCCACGUAAUACAUUUGGCCCCAAAAACGUUGAUUAAAAAAUGCUACCCGUGUAAAGCUACCAAACAGAAGAGGGCAAAGAUUAAUUAUUUCAUAUUAAGCGUGUGUUGAGCUUUGCUUGUGCAAUUAAAAGUGAAAUGUGUCCAUGCAGCAGUAGAGAAGCAGCGCAUAUUCAUCUCAUCCAAUGUGUUUUCUAUCGCGCUAGGCUUAUCGCGUGAAAUAUUAAAUUGAGAGAGCAAUCACGCUGGCAAUAGUUCGCCGAUAGAGCACACAAUCAGCUGUGAGAUUAGUGGGCUGAACCCCAACAUACUAUAUGCAUUCAGUUGCAUUGCUGCAAUUCACCUUUGAUGUUUGAUGUGUGAGGAGGUUGAACGAAUGCUCGUGGUGCUGGUGAUAGGGAAAGGCUUCCAUUGCUUUCAAGUUCAAGUUUACGGGGACCAUGCGCAAGUGUUAGAAAGUAAGGAACGAUUGUGUGUUUGAUAGCGACUGUAAGCAUGCAAUCUUGAACAUAGACUCUGUAGUAGCUGUGAAGUGAAACCGUUGCAAAAUUUGCACACCGUCGUCUUGCAAGGGAAAAUGGUUCACAAAAUUUUCGAGCAAGAGAUGCAUAUUUUUUCUGCGAUCGUUCAACGGUGAUUUAUGAUGGAGGCUAUAUUUAGAAAUCAUGGGUUUUAAGCAGUACAUAUCGCUUAAAUAUAACGCCACAGUGCAGUUGUCGUGGCCAAUAAAACGUAUUGAAACAAGUGAAAAUCGGACGGCUGCAUUCUUCCAUCGCUAGCCAUCGUCGUGUUAAUGCAAUUAAAAUGCGCGUAUAUCUUACCUUUUCACUUUGUAAAUGCGCAUUAAAACAAGCUAAGAUUUAGUGCAACUUAUUUAUGCAACUUACAUGUUUACAUUUUGUAUAACGGCUCUCAACGGCAAAUCUUUCCUGUAGCUUUUCAUAGUUUUGUAGUGAAAAUAGUCUUGUCUAUUGGUGUAAAACAGAGGAAAACUCACUCACCGACCUACAAAGCCACUGUGUUGGAACAAUGUAAAAUCACUCAGGUGUAAACAAUAAACUCGUAAUGCCUGGAUCGAAUGAAAAGCGAAAUUUGAUCUCAAGUCGAAGCUGUAAUGCUUCCUUUCCCUAUUCGUCCAUGCGUUUGGGUAUGAAAAUGUCUCACGAUUAUCGUAUAAUUUUUAUAGUGAAAGUUUUUGUUUAGCUAGUAAUGUGGCUUCAUGAUUAAAUUUUCAUGAUAAUUACCUUUAGCUUGUGUUAUUUUUUUUCUUCUUCAAUCUAUUAAUUAGGUUACUUAAUUUUAUCAUUUCGAUGAUCGCUAUUCGAUUAUGUGUAUCCCGCUAUCUGAAUGCUACCUUUGAAAACCGACCUUAUAAUAUAACCAUUCCGUUUAUAGACGGUUUCAAUUUCUUUUAGUCGCCGGUCUUUUUUUUCGUUUUAUUUUCCUACGUAUAAUAAUGUACUCUUUAGGCGGAUUUUUGUCCUAUGGCCAUAGGUCACUGUAUUAUUAGAAUGGCGGCUAUGUCGUGUCUGGGUGCCUUACUAACCAUUUUUCUCUCGCAAUGGUUACGUACUGGUUUCAUUUUUCUAAUGGCUUAACAACACCUGCCGUAGGAAUCUCAUCGCGUAUCAAAGAUCGUGGACGGUCGCUACCCGUUAUGAAGUAAGGAAAGAGGAACUGGCCAACUGGCUUUAAUGAUCAGAAAAUGCUUGUCUUUUGACACAUAGACCGACUCGACGCAUAUCAUUCUGUUUUACACUACUAGCACACACUGCUGACGAUCGUAUACUAUGAGACAAAUGACAAGCGUUAUUCCUUUCUUUGACCGGUCUUUUUGGCCGGCGUCGUUUGUUGCCAAGCGUAAUUUAGAAAUGCAGCAAAACACGAAGCAACUGUACAAAAAGCAACAACAAAUAUUUAAAGUUAAGGCGGCACACAUUCGACAUGAAGCAUUGUCGAAAAGAACAGUCUGAUGUACUUAGCCUAGCUAAUAUAUAUAUUGUGUGCGAGUUGAAUCGUAUCGUGCGCAUGUCGUGGGAAAGUCGUCGAAAAUCACGGCUUUGGGCCAGUAACAAAAGCAGCAUUUAAAAGUAGCUUCUAGGGUUGAUCGAGCGAAAAAGUAUUUAGUGAUCGGGAGUGAUCUAGACAAUCGUAGCGGCAGAGAGCGAACACGUCUAAGAAGCAAUGUGAUGUUUUAUUUAAUUCGGAAUUUAGGUAAUUUAUAAACCAGGCAGGAUAAGUGCAGUGUUAUUGUUCAGCACAAUUCGAGCAAUUACAGCGUGUAGUUUGUAAACGUUGAUCUCAUUAACGCGAAGAGUUUUAAUUAAAAGAAGUGAAAAUGCCACGCCAAGAUGGAGCAGAGGCAGGAGCGCCGAAGGAUAAUUCAGGCUACAUUGCGCUAGGUGGCGUGGCCGUCGUUAUUCUGUACCUUGCCUUCGGCUAUGGAGCUCAGAUCCUCUGCAACGUGAUUGGAGUGGCGUAUCCCGCUUACAUCUCGAUGAAAGCCAUCGAAACCCGCACGAAAGAGGAUGACACUAAAUGGUUAACGUACUGGGUAACGUUUGGCGUGCUGUCGGUGUUCGAGCACUUCUCCUUCUUCCUGGUUCAGAUCAUCCCGUUCUACUGGUUGCUGAAGUGCUUAUUCCACAUAUGGUGUAUGGUACCGAUGGAAAACAAUGGUUCCACGAUCAUGUACCACAAGGUUAUUCAGCCAUACUUCAAGAAAUACGAAAAAGUUGCGGACAGCUUCAUUAGCGACACCACGGAUAAGCUGAAGCAGACGGCUGGAGAAAUGAUCUCGAAAGUCAAAUCAACCUAACUCGCACAUCCUGCUGCUGCACUUCUCCCAACACUCACAACACACAUACACAUAGCUAUAAAGGACCCUCCCGACCUCUAAACCCUUUCGAUGACGGACGAUCGAAGUUUGCGACAUUAGAAAAACAACUGUUAGCAAAUGGACGUAGCAGAGGGAAUGAGCAAGACGAAAAAUUAUAUAAGUCAUUCGCCAUCGUGAAUAAGUA
Anopheles gambiae (African malaria mosquito) is the source of this 3666-nucleotide messenger RNA. RefSeq names its product receptor expression-enhancing protein 5 (gene ReepB). The record is from RefSeq and is a predicted model, not a curated record. Lineage: Eukaryota; Metazoa; Arthropoda; Insecta; Diptera; Culicidae. Bases 2982 to 3461 code for a protein of 159 amino acids. The transcript is spliced from 4 exons.